AAACGAAUCGUUCCAAUGUGUAUCACUUACAUAUAUUCUUAUCGUUUAAUUAAAAUUACUCUCUUAUCAUAACCUUUUCCACACGGCCUGUUUCUUGCCUUAUCUACUUAUCUACAUAUUACUCAGACUUAAAGUAAUUCAACCCAUUUACUCUCUUUCAAUCGCCUCGUUGUAAACUCAACUCAAUUUACUGUGAAUAAUUCUUCAUCCAGAAUAAACUUUAUCCAAAUCGGUUUUUAUUUUUAAAAAAAUUCCAAUUUUAAUAAUGAUAUUACCAACUUUCAUUUUAGUCGUGGUGGGCUUAAUUGCGCUUUCCCACUCCCAAGAAGCCGUCCGACCUUACAUGGGCUGGAGCUCGUGGAGUCUCCAGGCAACCACGAUGCCCGGUCAUGGCCUUUCUUGGCUAAAGGAAGACAACGUUCUACGCCAAAUCGACGUCAUGGCCGCCACCCUGAAGGAUUUUGGUUAUACUUAUAUAAAUAUCGAUUCUGGAUGGAAUGCUGACUUCGAUUGGAACGCGGGAUUCGACCUGAACGGAAGACCGAUCCCGAAUCCGGCCCGAUUUCCUCGAGGGAUCGACUUUGUCGCGAAUUACGCACACGAAAGGGGGCUUAAGCUAGGAAUUUACGCCCCUGUCGGGCUACCAAUGGGAGUGUUUGGGUCCGAUCAAGACAACAAGGUCAACUUCGACGUUUCCGGACCUUCCGGAAACUGUACCGGGUUUGAUCUCGUAUAUCCAGAUUUUAGGGUGACUAAUGGGUGGGAUUCUUCGUACAAAAUGGAUUUUGACAAUUCUUGCGCGCAAGAGUUUAUUGAUUCUAUUGCCGAGCUGUUUGUCCAGUGGGAAAUUGAUUUCUUCAAGUUGGACGGAGUUGGGCCGGGAAGUUGGAAAAAUGGGUCAAAUUAUGACAAUCGUCCCGACGUUGCCGCGUGGCGCUCCGCCUUUGACAAGACGGGCCGCUCUGUCAUCCUCGAAAUCAGCUGGGAACUCGACAUCACCUUCAUCGCAGACUGGACCGCCUCCGCUUCCGGCUGGCGCAUCGACACGGAUGUCGAAUGUUACUGUGACACACUAGUCAGAUGGACGCAAUCCGUCGUCCAGCGUUUCGACGACAUCGUUCCCUGGAUCGAUCACGCCGGUCCUGGCAGAUGGAACGAUCUGGACACGAUCAACGUCGGCAACGGGACGAUGGACGGCUUAACGGAGGACGAACGUCGCAGCUACAUGACCUUGUGGGCGAUAUCUAGCGCGCCUCUUUACAUUGGUGACGACCUCAGCCUCCUUGACGAAUUCGGUUUAACCUUGCUCACAAACCGGGAAGUUAUUUCGAUCAAUCAGGACGGCGUCCCGGCACGACCUGUCAGCCCCGGUGUAGCCCAGCAGGUCUGGUGGUCGCCUAAUAUUGGCGACGCUGUGCCAAGUUUUAUCGUGGGAUUGUUCAACCUUGCAGAACAGGAGGAAACUGUGGCGGCAAAUUGGGUUGAUUUCGGCUUCUCGGGGGCAGCAAACGUUCGAGAUGUUUGGGCCGGAUUGGAACUGGGAGUGUACACGGGCAGCUAUGCCGUUAGAGUGCCCACCCAUGGGUGUCGAUUGAUCAGAGUGACCCCAUUGGCGUCAUACUAGAAAAAUAUGUAUAACAUGUAAUAAAUUGGAAAAUCAAAAAUUGGAAAAAUAAACAAAUUUGCUCGUUUAGAAUUCUA
This is a messenger RNA of Folsomia candida, 1701 nucleotides long. RefSeq names its product alpha-galactosidase. Gene Ontology annotation, biological process: carbohydrate metabolic process. The coding region runs from base 266 to 1624 and encodes 452 amino acids. NCBI's taxonomy places the organism in Eukaryota, Metazoa, Arthropoda, Collembola, Entomobryomorpha, Isotomidae. The record is from RefSeq and is a predicted model, not a curated record. Gene Ontology annotation, molecular function: hydrolase activity, hydrolyzing O-glycosyl compounds. The transcript is spliced from 3 exons.